AUGAAGAAAAUUCGUAUGUGGAAACGUCAAUACUUACAUGUAAUUAUAUUUGUUAGUCUAUUUUGGAUCUGUAUUGAUGUUUUUAUUCUUAUGUUAUUUACUGAUUGUGCUAAAACUAUCGUGGUGCCAUGUUCAUCAAUAAAACCAGUUAAAGGGGAUCCAACGUAUGAAAAACACUCAAAACUUAUUCAAACAUCAAAUAAUAAAGAACAAUCACAUAAAAUAGCAGAUAUUAAUAUUAUACAAAAACAACAUAAUCAAACAGAAAUAAAAAAAGAAUUAGGAUUUUUUGAAAAAUUAUUUAAAUAUGAUGCAAGUGCAACUAAUCCAACUUCCUGGCAUGGUGAAGGUGGUCGUGCUGUUGUUAUUCCACAACAAUUAAAAUUAGAAGCAAAAAAACGUUUUAAAGAAAAUCAAUUUAACAUUGUUGCAUCCGAUUUGAUAGCAUUAAAUCGUUCUAUAAAUGAUCAAAGAUCACAAAGAUGUCAUGCACAUGAAUUUCCAUCAGAUCUUCCUACCACAAGUAUCGUUAUUGUAUUUCAUAAUGAAGGAAAUUCAACUCUUUUAAGAACAUUAACAAGUAUUGUUAUUAGAAGUCCGACACAUCUUAUACAUGAGAUAAUAUUAGUUGAUGAUGCAAGCAUUGAUAGAGAAUACUUAGACAAGUCACUGGAAGAAUUCAUAAAAUUAUUACCUGUUCAAAUACAUCUACUGCGAAAUGAUAAACGACUAGGUUUGAUGAAAUCAAGAUUAAAAGGCGCUGAAAUAGCUGGUGGUGAUACGUUAACGUUUCUUGAUGCACAUAUUGAGACAUCACCAGGCUGGUUAGAAUAUUUAUUAUAUGAAGUGAAAAAAGAUAGAACAGCCGUUGUUUGUCCAAUAAUUGAUGUUAUUAACGAUGAUGAUUUUGCUUAUUUAACGGGUUCAGAUAUGACAUGGGGCGGUUUUAAUUGGAAAUUAAAUUUUCGAUGGUAUCCAGUGCCACAAAGAGAAGAAAUUAGACGAAAUCAUGAUCGUUCAUUGCCGUUAUUAUCUCCUACAAUGGCCGGAGGAUUGUUUACAAUUAAUCGUGAAUAUUUUUAUGAAAUUGGAUCCUAUGACCCAGGCAUGGAAGUGUGGGGUGGAGAAAACUUAGAAAUGUCAUUUCGCGUAUGGAUGUGUGGUGGAAAAGUAAUGAUUCAUCCUUGCUCUCAUGUGGGACAUGUAUUUCGUAAACAAACUCCAUACACCUUUCCAGGUGGUACGGGCACUGUGAUAUAUCAUAAUAAUAAGCGGUUAGUCGAAGUUUGGUUAGACAAAUAUAAAGAUCUGGUAUAUUCAAUUUUACCUGAAUUACGAAAUGUUGAUGGUGGGGAUGUCAGUGAACGUUUAAAAUUACGUGAAAAAUUGAAGUGUAAAGAUUUUCGUUGGUAUUUAGAAAAUAUCUAUCCAGAAUCAUCAAUGCCUGUCGAUUAUCAUCAUGUCGGAGCGAUACGAAGUGAGGGACGAUCAUCUUGUCUGACCGUACAUACUAGAUAUGUUGGUAAACUCCCAAAUAGUACAUUGUUCGUUUCACAAUGUGUCGGAAAUGGAAAAAAAAAUGCUACUAAAUUAGCAGCUUAUCAGAUCAUCGUCUAUUCUCGAAAUGGGGAAUUAAGAUUUGACGAUUUAUGCAUGGAAGGAUCGAAAAAUGAUGUUGUUAAAUUACAAAAAUGUCAAUAUCAAAAUCAAAAACAAAUAUGGGAGUACAAUAAAGUGACAAAACAAAUGAAACAUUUGAAUACUGGUCAAUGUAUGACAGUGAAUCAAAAUCAAGAAAAUGAAAAAGUUCAUUUAGCUGUUUGCGCAUCAUUCGAUAUGAGACAGCGUUGGGUGUUAGAACAAAAAAUUGAAUUAUAG
Molecule: messenger RNA, 1878 nt
Organism: Didymodactylos carnosus
Lineage: Eukaryota; Metazoa; Rotifera; Eurotatoria; Philodinida; Philodinidae
Source: the annotation of a GenBank genome assembly